AUGGCCCUCGAAAGAACCGAUUCUGGGACUAGCAAUGAUAGCAGAUCCUGGCCUUCAGUCGAUGUGGCGCCAGAGCCUUAUCAAGGACCUCCUAGAAACAUUGAGUCCAUCAAGAAUCUUAAGUGGGAAGACCACCUCCAACCAAAACGAUACGAAAUCUCGGGUACACAUCCGGAAUCGAAGAUUCUAUUUCUCGAUGUGAACAUCCUUGAUUCCUCUGGCAGGGAGCCGUUUCGCGGAGACGUUUCAAUUGAAGGGGAGCGAUUUACAGCGGUGGGUCAAGUACCAGAUGUAGAACAGCUCAAGGCGCAAGCUGGUGUUAGAGUCUUUCACGGUAAAGGUCGAACGCUAAUGUCAGGUUUGGGAGACGCUCACACCCAUUUCACCUGGAACGGCGGUGAUCUCGAGCAAUUGGGAACCUUGGGAGUGGAGGAACAUACACUGCUGACUAUGCGGAGUGCACAAUGUUUUCUCGAUUCUGGCUACACGAUGUGUUUUGGCGCUGCAUCUGCCAAAGAGAGACUCGAUGUUGUCAUCCGAGAUGCCAUAAAUGCCGGAGAUAUACCUGGUCCUAGAUACCUUGCUAACGGGAAAGAGAUGGCGCGACGAGGUGGCGAGCUCGUCGGAGGAAUCACAGCUUUUGCAGACGGACCAGAGGAGAUGCGGGAGGUCAUCAAACACCAUAUCCAGCUUGGGGUUGACAAUAUCAAAUUGAGCAUGAGUGGCGAAGAAGUAAUUGAAACCGUACUCCCUGUAUCUUUUUUUUCCAAACUCGAAGCUAACAAUGGCCCAAAGAUUACGGAGACAAAAUCGGCCCAGGACUGCUACUUCACCGACGAAGAGACCCAGGCAUGCGUGGACGAAGCCCAUAAACAUGGCAAGCGUCUAUGCUCACACGCCCGUGCCCGCGACUCCGUCAUCAUGUCGGUCCGACAUGGAAUCGAAGCAAUCUACCACGCCUCUUACAUUGACGAUAGAGGCAUGCACAUGCUCGAGCAAGCAAAGGCAAAACACAUUGUUGCUCCGGCGAUCAACUGGCUAGUAUGCACGCUGAACAAUGCGGAAGCAUUUGGCUAUCCCAGGGAAGCGGCUGAGAAGGCGGGCUACAAACGCGAACUCGAUACUGCCAUUGCCGCGCUGCGGGAGAUGCAUCGCCGGAAUAUCACCGUUUUGCCCGGUGGCGACUACGGCUUUGCAUGGACGCCACAUGGAACGUAUGCGCGGGAUCUCGAGCAUUUUGUGAAGCUCCUUGGCUUCACUGAGCAUGAAGCCAUCAUCGCAGCGACUGCUGGGGUUGCAGCUCUGUUUAUGCAACCCAAUGAACUAGGCAAAGUUCAACCAGGAUACUACGCAGACUGUAUCCUGGUCGAUGGUGAUCCGCUCAAAGAUAUAACCGUCCUACAAGACCACGAUAAGCUGAACGUGAUAUGCAUCAAUGGAAGGGUGCACAAGGCUGGUAGAAGAGAAUACAUGCAGCCUCCUGUUUCUGGUCAGGAUAGCGAUUCGCAUGUCAUCGUGCCAGAUCAAGAAUUUCCAACUAUCAAGAAGAGAACUCAGAUCAAUUCUAAACUCCACUAA
Molecule: messenger RNA, 1578 nt
Organism: Bipolaris oryzae ATCC 44560
Lineage: Eukaryota; Fungi; Ascomycota; Dothideomycetes; Pleosporales; Pleosporaceae
Exons: 2
Coding region: 1-1578 (525 amino acids)
Molecular function (GO): hydrolase activity, acting on carbon-nitrogen (but not peptide) bonds
Source: RefSeq, a predicted model, not a curated record